AAAAACAGUAUAGGAAAUGGUUCAAGGGGUCACCACAGGGCACCAAAUACAAUCGGAUAAUUAGAAAUCCAUCAAGAGUACUGCGAGUGUUAGGAUAAGCCAUAAAAUUUUUUUUGAGCUAAAAAUGCAAAAGAAGCUGUUAAUAAUUGGCAAAAGACAUUCUGGCAAAAUGUCAUUACUGCAGCAGCUGACUGGUAGCACGCCCGAGCACUUAGAAACAAACACUGAAGACUCGCACGCCGGUCUCACGCAUAAAUUCACCAUCAAAAAUUCGUACUACGAAACUGACGUGGAUGUGUGGGUCGACGAGUAUGAAGAUAUAAACAAAACGAUUUCAGAAUACCGGUCAGAUGAAGCAAAAGAAGUGCGUGAAUUUUUGGCAGCCAUCAUCUUCACCUUCCGUGAAUUCGACGAAACAGAGUGGAAGCAGUGGGAAAAUUAUGUAGAGAAUUUGGAAGAAGACAUAAGCGUCAUAGCCGUACAAACUGAAGGAGGAAGGAACCAAAACAUUCCCGAUAACUCUAUCCUUGAAUACGUGGUCCUUGAGGAAACAGGCUCGAAUCAGUACAAUGAAUCGGUAGGCCAUCAACGAGUGAAAGAGUGGCUACAGUGUUGCGACUGGCAGAAAGAAGACGAAGAAGAAACGACAACUCUUAUAAGUUGUUCCGACAACAGCACCUCAAACGAGGAUGACAGCGAAAUGGAAGAUCAAGAAGACGAUGGUUUGCUUGCUGGUGACUUGCAGUCCUUCAUUUCACGCAUUCAAAACUUGCGCGAUACUGAUAUGUCAAAAAGUGUCAAGCACAAAGAAGCAAUCGGCAUUCUGAAAUCACUUUUAGGAAACGACUUUGAUGAAAAGGAAUUAAUAAACAAGAGCGAGGAUAUUAAUUAAGCAUAGGAGACGAUUAGAAAAAACUCACGUUUUCCGAACAAGAAGCGCUUUGUUGUUCUUAUCAUAGAAGGCUUCACGUUUAAAGGUACAGUUGAAACAAAGCAUUUUUUGAUACUAGUGACUGUCGGCAAGAGGGUACAGCACAUUUUCGCUCCGUGCGUUUUGCGUUCUUUAUAGCAUCUUUGCAAAGACCACAAUAUACGUGGCCGCACUUUGUAGCCCAAAGCGUUGCUUUCUGGGCAUUUUUUGAAGCACCAAGCUCCUCUUGACAUCCUGGACACAGCAAGACUGUGGAUGGAUUAAUUGACCGCGAGAAACCAGCUCUUGCGGGCUUUGGGGGAGUGUACUCUGCUUUUGCCCGAUCAAUAUAGCUUUCUUCGGGCUCGACAUUUGUGUCGUUGAAGUAUCCUUGCUCAAACAGCAUAGGAUGAUUAGCCAAUGUGUAACGCAGCCUGUUUGAGAAAAUUGUAAAAAACUGAGCAGGAAUGUAUCCUGGAAUAUUACGUUCUGUCAACGAGUUACGAGCAAUUGACUCGGGCACUCUUCGAGACUGAAAGAUUCGUCUCGUCAGCAAUUGUGGACCAAGGUAUACAAUGUCCUCAAGCAUUGACUGAACAUUUGAACCAUUUAUACGCCUCCUUCUCGUUCUUGCACGACGUGUUCCAUGUUGAGCAGCUCGUUGUGAGGAUUCCGAGAGCGGAAUCGCGUCGUCUGGGAUCGCGUCGACAUCAAUUAUAACAGGAUUCGGGUCUGAAGCUUCCCUUGGCGGAGAGGACCCUGUCAAAUCAAUUACAUUAUCAUUCCCUGAUUCGUUUCCAUUCAAUUGCAUGAAGUCAGUGAUCGUAACUCAAAACUGAAAGGCGCCAGCGUGAUGUU
Molecule: messenger RNA, 1768 nt
Organism: Schizosaccharomyces japonicus yFS275
Lineage: Eukaryota; Fungi; Ascomycota; Schizosaccharomycetes; Schizosaccharomycetales; Schizosaccharomycetaceae
Product: recombination protein Irc6
Exons: 4
Coding region: 125-892 (255 amino acids)
Biological process (GO): vesicle-mediated transport
Source: RefSeq, a predicted model, not a curated record